Molecule: messenger RNA, 1367 nt
Organism: Phycomyces blakesleeanus NRRL 1555(-)
Lineage: Eukaryota; Fungi; Mucoromycota; Mucoromycetes; Mucorales; Phycomycetaceae
Exons: 6
Coding region: 11-1189 (392 amino acids)
Cellular component (GO): plasma membrane; endoplasmic reticulum; Golgi apparatus
Source: RefSeq, a predicted model, not a curated record
AUUGUGAAUCAUGUCAGAGGAAGAAGAGAAAUCAAAGAAGCCAAUUGAUGGAGCCUUUAGACAACAGCGUUUACCAGCUUGGCAGCCUGUUCUUACCCCACGCACUGUUCUUCCAACAUUCUUCAUCAUUGGCAUUCUAUUUACACCAAUUGGAGGCCUUCUAUACUGGUCUAGCGGUCGUGUCGAUGAGAUAAUGAUUAACUAUUCUCAUUGCACAAAAUAUGCUGAGCCAGUGUACCUUGCACCCAGCUUGUACAGCUAUCUGUUCAACAAGGAUGCCAAUAUGACUGACAUGGAAGUCCCUGCUUAUCAUUACCAAAAUUCGUCUACCUUUAUCGACCCUACUUGGAAUAACCCAAACAAUCUGGUCAUUCCACAGUGUAUACUUGACUUCACGGUGCCUAGAACAAUGACUGGCCCAAUAUUUAUGUAUUAUCGUCUGACAAAUUUCUAUCAGAAUCAUCGACAAUAUAUUAAGAACUAUGACGCAAACCAGCUAUUAGGCGAUGCUGUAUCUUCGGGUACUGCUGGUGUUAAUUGUGAUCCAUUAACAUCCACAAACGACGGAAUUAUUUAUCCGUGCGGAUUAAUUGCUAAUUCGAUGUUUAACGACACCGCUUCAAACUUUAUUUCCGUCGAUCAAUCCACCGCUACCACUUAUUCAUUUGAAACAACUGGCAUUGCUUGGCCCACUGACAAACAAAAAUAUAAGCCUACAAAGUAUCAAACAUCAGAGAUAGUACCACCACCCAAUUGGGCUCUCAGAUAUCCCAAUGGAAAGUUUGACGACAGUAAUCCACCACCAGAUCUAUCUUCUAUGGAGCGUUUGAUGGUUUGGAUGCAUGUCGCGGCUCUUCCUGACUUCCGUAAGAUAUGGGCAAGAAAUGACAAUGAUGAUUUGGUUGCUGGAAGAUGGCGUGUGUACAUUGAUAUGAACUUUGAUACUGUACAAUACAGUGGUGAGAAAUGGAUUGUACUUUCAACUACUUCUCCUUUAGGUGGGCGCAACCCAUAUCUUGGUAUUGCCUAUAUGGCAAUUGGUGCGUUGUGCCUUUUGCUUGGUUUUAUUUUUACCAUUCGCCACUGUAUUAAGCCAAGAAAAUUGGGUGACCCGACCUACCUCUCAUGGAACAAACCUGGCGGUGGGCUCCCGACAAACAAGCGACGAAAGACUUUACACAAAGAAUAAUCUUUUUGACCUGUACUUUUUACAUGCAUUAAUUUACUGUGGUUAAAAUAGGGUCGUCCUUACCCCAUGUCCAUUCAGUUUUCUUGAUCUCUCUUUUCUUCCAUUUCUUCCCAAGUGCCAUUAUCAUAUAUUACUUUGUCUCAUCAGCCUUAUAAAACGUUUCUUGUGUGCCAAAUUA